UUGUCCCUUUCACUCUCUCUCUCUGUCUCUGUCACCCCCUGAGAGUCUUUCUAAACCCACCACACCAACCAGCCUUUACACCACAGCCUGGUCCAGCCUUGUCUCGCCUGCUCCACUCACCUGGACAGGAUAUUCAGCUCUGUGAGGAAGAGAGGAAUAUGACAGCUGAGACUCUUAACUUUGGCCCAGAAUGGCUCCGUGCACUAUCCAGCGGGGGCAGCGUAACGUCCCCCCCCCCCUCCCCUGCCAUGCCAAAGUACAAACUGGCCGAGUAUCGCUAUGGCCGAGAGGAAAUGCUAGCACUUUAUAUCAAAGACAACAAGGUCCCAGAGGAAAUGCAGGAUAAGGAAUAUGCUGCUAUUCUGCAGGAUGAGCCAAUGCAGCCCCUCGCCCUGGUGCCUCUUACUGAAGAGGAACAGAGGAAUUUUUCCAUGUCUGUGAACAGCGUGGCUGUGCUGAGGCUUAUGGGUAAAGGGGGCGGGCCCAUCCCUGCAGGAGUGGCUCGUGGAAGAGGCAGCACAAGAGGGGGAAGAGGUGAAGGCAGAGGAGAGGGAGGAUUCUACCAAAGAAGCAGUGAAGAUGGAGAGGUGGGGUUUGGCCGCAGUGCCAGGGAAAUUCACCGCAGCCAGAGCUGGGACGAUAGGGGCGAGCGUCGCUUCGAGAAGCCAUUGCGGAGAGACGGCGUGAGGGUGGGUUUCGAGGAUUCGGGUUCCGCGGUGAGGAAAGACUACACGCGCUCCGACAGCGAGAACUGGCGCACACUGAGAGAGGAGCAGGAGGAGGAAGAGGGAGGAGAGAGUGGAGGAAACUGGAGGCUAUCCAGCUCUCGCCGAGACGACGGUGGUCCACGCUCAGCCGGCUGGCGGGAGCACGGUGGUUCCGGAGAGGGGGGCAGACGCAGGAAGUUUGACUUUGACUUCCGAGAGGGGAGCGAAGGAGGCAGGAGACGCGCGGGGAGCGACGGACUGGAAGAGGAGAGAGACGGCCUCCCCGAGUGGUGCACGGACGAGGAGGACGGAGAGAUGGGCACCUUCGACUCCUCAGGAGCAUUCCUCCCCAGUAAGAAGGGCUCUAAGGAUCCUAUCCCUGAAGAACUGGAGUUUCAGGGAGUGGAGGAUGAGGAGGAGAGUUCAGGGGAAAGAGAGAGGAAGAACAGCAGCGGAGGAGAGAACCCUGAAAUAGAGAUAACAGACUCCGCCGCGCCGACUGAAGUGGAGGUGAAGUCCCUCCCUCCCUCCUCUCCUCCGGCCGUAUCCACCCCCGCUCCUGCUGAGCCCGUGCCUGCUCCCGCUGAUCGGGAGGAGCCCCAGCCCAUCCCACCCAGCAAGAUACCAAGUGAAGUGUUGCCAGAGGCUGUUUCUGAACAGAGCCCCAGCACCUCCUCCAGUCUGCCUUCAUCACCACCCUCCUCUACCUCUGCUGCUACCGCCCUCCCACCAAUAGGGGGCGACAUUGAGGAUGACGAGGGCAUGAAGCACCUGCAACAGGAGGCAGAGAAGAUGGUGGCGUCUCUGCAGGACACGUCUCUGGAGGAGGAGUGUUUCACACACACUCUGCAGGAGAGUCGCAACACAGCGGCGGCGCUGCCCCUCUCACACGAGGCCGCCAUGAAGUGGUUCUACAAAGAUCCACAGGGAGAAAUCCAGGGUCCGUUCACCACGGUGGAGAUGUGCGAGUGGUUCCAGGCAGGUUACUUCACCAUGUCCCUGCUGGUGAAGAGAGGCUGUGACGAGGGCUUCCAGGCUCUGGGCGAUGUCAUUAAGAUGUGGGGGCGUGUGCCUUUCGCCCCGGGGCCGUCCCCGCCUCCACUGCUGGGGAAUAUGGAUCAGGAGCGUCUGAAGAAACAGCAGGAGUUAGCGGCGGCUGCAGCUCUUUACCAGCAACUCCAGCAACAGCAGCUUUUACAGCUCAUCAACAGGUGUGGAGAGCAGGGUAUGAUGCCUUCAAUGAGCAGAUCAAUGUCAGUGCCAGAUACAGGGUCCAUGUGGGACAUGCAUACCUCAGCCUCACAGCCUACAGGCGGUGAGGCCAGUCUAUGGGACUUAACAAUGAAUUCAUCUCAGGGUCCAACUCUUGAACAGCUUCAGAAGCAGCUCCAAGAGAGGAGAGAGGCUGAACUCAGGGCCAAACGCGAGGAGGAGGAGAGGAAACGAAGAGAGGAGAAGAGGAGACAGCAAGAGGAGCAGAAGAGGAGAGAGGAAGAGGAGUUGUUCAGGCGCAAGCAGCAGCAGUGCCGGCAGCAGCAGGAGCUGAUACUGAAGUUGCUCCAGCAGGCUCCACAAGGGGGCGCCAGCUCGGGCUCUGGCUGGAGCGGAGGCCCCGCGGCCGGGCUCAGUAAGCAGGGAAAAGCCCUGACCCUGCUGGAGCUCCAGCAAGAGGCAGAGAGACUCAAACAGCAGCAGAGAGCCCAGCAGCAAAGAGACAGACACUCGUCCCUGUCGGCUCAGUGGCCUGACGGUGUGGGUGUGUGGGGAUCAGGGCUGGAGGGGAAGGCUGGAGCAGGGAGCCCGUCGGGGGGCAUGGGCGUGUGGGAUGAGGCCAUGAAGAACCAGGGCGGCCUCCGCAGCCUGGGCAUGAAGAACAGCCGCAGUAGCCCUUCUCUCAGCGAGCAGUUUAUGAUGAGUCGGCGUAAGCGCACUGAGGAAGAGGAGAAACUGCUGAAGCUCCUACAGGGGAUGAAGCCUCAGGACGGCUUCACCACCUGGUGCGAACAGAUGCUGCACGCGCUCAACACCUCCACCAACAACAGCUCCUCCUCUCUGGAUGUGGCCACGAUUGUGGCGUAUCUGAAGGAGGUGGAGUCGCCCUACGAGGUGCUGGACUUUAUCCGCUCUUAUCUGGGUGACACUGUGGAAGCCAAAGAGUUUGCCAAACAGUUCCUGGAGCGCCGUGCCAAACAGAAAGCCAACCACCAGAGGCAGCAGCAACAGCUUGCGAAGGAGGUACCUGGGCUAGCCAUGAACAGUUUUCCCCUGCAGUCAAUGUUCCAGGCGGUGCAUGCUGGGAAAAGUGGGAUGGGCUACGAACAGGCGGGCAAACUGAAGAAGAAACAGCCAAUGAUGUUGCACUCUGACCCCAGCAUCUUAGGGUACUCAUUCCAUGCUGCUGGGGAUCGCCUGGGUGUGGGUGAGAUGGAGAUGGUGGAGGAUUACUGAUCUACAGCAAUAGCUACCUGAGGCCUUUACAGCGCCAGUCUACCCAGUCAGACUGCGCUUUUCCAAUGUGCACUGCAAGGGGGAG
This is a messenger RNA of Chanos chanos (milkfish), 3240 nucleotides long. RefSeq names its product GRB10 interacting GYF protein 1a (gene gigyf1a). The record is from RefSeq and is a predicted model, not a curated record. NCBI's taxonomy places the organism in Eukaryota, Metazoa, Chordata, Actinopteri, Gonorynchiformes, Chanidae. Gene Ontology annotation, biological process: insulin-like growth factor receptor signaling pathway. Gene Ontology annotation, molecular function: protein binding. Gene Ontology annotation, cellular component: cytosol.